This is a messenger RNA of Saccostrea cuccullata (small rock oyster), 878 nucleotides long. RefSeq names its product putative nuclease HARBI1. The transcript is spliced from 3 exons. The record is from RefSeq and is a predicted model, not a curated record. The coding region runs from base 63 to 878 and encodes 271 amino acids. Lineage: Eukaryota; Metazoa; Mollusca; Bivalvia; Ostreida; Ostreidae.
AUCUACGUCUGCUCCAUAGCAGCCGUAAGAAAUCACUUAGCGUUUUCAACUUCUAAAUAAAAAUGGCGACUAUAUUAUUUAUGCAGCGUUCUUUGCGCAAACAGCGUGUUUUCCGAGAUAGAAGCCAGCCAUUGGAUUCUUUCGACGACUCGGAGCUCAUUUCUAGGUACCGUUUCCCUCGAAGGAUAAUUUUCGAUUUGAUCGAUGGGGUAGAUGAGCAACUUCGGCCAUAUACAGAAAGAUCACAUGCCAUCCCCACUCAGCUGCAGGUCCUAUGUACGUUGCGUUACAUUGCAAAAGCUGAUUUCUUUUCGGAAGUUGGAGAUGUUCACGGAGUUUCCAAAUCGUCCGUUUCAGUAUGUUUACCAAGGGUGUGCCAAGCCCUUUGUGAGCACUUGCAGAACAUUAAAUUCCCAUCUUCAGUGCACUCUUUAUGGAAAAUAAAAGACGAAUUCCACAGCAUCGCCCGUUUCCCCAACGUGGUAGGGGCCAUUGACGGGACCCUUAUCCCCAUCAAAGGGAUGAGUACCGAGGAUGAACACAUAUAUGUAUCGAGAAAAAACUUUCAUGCCCUUAAUAUCCAAGGGGUUGUGGACGCAGAGAUGAGAUUUCUCAACAUCAAUUGCCGAUUCCCAGGCAGUGCGCAUGAUGCAUACAUCAUGUCAAACUCCACCAUUCCGGACAUCAUGGCUAAUUUGCCAGAGGGUGGUUGGCUGCUGGGUGACUCUGGUUAUCCGUUGAAAGAUUUUCUUAUGACACCCUUCAAUAACCCUUCCACUCCAACGGAGGAAAGAUAUAAUCGUGCUCACUGCCAGACCAGAAAUGUUGUAGAAAGGGCAUUUGGCGUGCUCAAAUCCAGAUUCAGGCAUGUGAUAUGA